This is a messenger RNA of Anguilla anguilla (European eel), 1441 nucleotides long. RefSeq names its product trace amine-associated receptor 13c-like. Gene Ontology annotation, cellular component: membrane. The record is from RefSeq and is a predicted model, not a curated record. Lineage: Eukaryota; Metazoa; Chordata; Actinopteri; Anguilliformes; Anguillidae. The coding region runs from base 13 to 1122 and encodes 369 amino acids. Gene Ontology annotation, biological process: G protein-coupled receptor signaling pathway. Gene Ontology annotation, molecular function: trace-amine receptor activity. The transcript has a single exon.
AGUAGUCACAUAAUGCUGCAUCUUAAGUAUUUUCCUUUGAAGAUAAUUCUCAUCUGCACGUUAAAUAUAACGGCAGGGAAUUUGAUUGAUGACACCUCUAUAAUCAAAAAUCUCACAAAAGUUCAUAAAGGAGAAUCCUGUGGCAAUUCUUCAACUCUGUCCUGUUCAGGAGCAUCACCAACACCAGCUGAUGUACUGUUGUACAUGACUGUAGCAGCAGUCAUUUUUGUGACGGUUUGUGGAAAUCUACUUGUCAUCGUCUCCAUCUGCCACUUCAAGCAGCUCCACACACCAACCAACAUCCUCCUUCUCUCUCUGGCUGUGGCAGACUUUCUAGUUGGAGUAACUGGGAUGCCUUUCCACUUUAUUUCAUGGCUGGAUCCACACUGGUGUCUUGAGACAAUAUAUUGCACACUUUAUAAAGUAACAUCCUUUUACAUGACUUGUGUGUCUAUUUACAAUGUAGCGCUUAUUGCAGUGGACCGAUAUUUUGCUCUGAGCAACCCCUUUCUUUACUGCACUAAAAUGACAGUGAAUCUGACUUUGAGGAUGCUAUAUACUCUCUGGUUGUCUUCACUCAUCUACAGUGUACUGCUUCUUUAUACCAGUGGAAAUAUUUCUGAAAUAACUGGAAAUGUAACAUGUACCGAGUGUAUUGUUACAGCUAAUGAGUUUUGGACCAUUUUUGACUUUGUAAUAGUAUUUAUUGUGCCCUGCGUGACAAUCAUAAUUAUGUACCUGAAUGUUUUUGCUAUUGCCAAAAAGCAUGCACAUGAAAUAAAUUGUGUCAGAAAACAAAAUUCAAGUGGCACAAAAAUGAACAAUUUUUCAACAGGAUCAGAAAGGAAAGCAGCAAAAAAACUGGGAAUUCUAGUGGCAGUGUUCUUACUGUGUUUAAUACCCUGCUACACAAGUGCUUUUCUUUCUGUAUAUAUAACACCACCAUCUGAGUAUCUUACAUAUAUGAGUACUGUUACUCUUUUAUAUCUAAAUUCAUCAAUCAAUCCUAUCAUUUAUGCUUUGUUCUAUCCAUGGUUUCAGAAGUCUGUAAAGCUAAUUUUAACAUUUAGAAUAUGUGGCUCAGAAUCUUCAUUGUUGAAUGUGCUUUUAGAGGAGAACUGAACAAUCUGUGGUGCAUCAUUAUGAAGAAAUUGAACAUUGUAGUAAGAUAUCUUAAAACUGCAAAACCAUGGAAAUCAGUAUGACAAAUAUUUGUUUGAAAUCAGUAGCAUACAUGCAGUGUACUGGGGGAAUAUGCAGGGAAACAGACACUGAAUUCACCAGCACAUUGUUUUUUUAUUUAUUACUACCUGUGAUCAUAAAUUCUCUGCAAUGAACACAAGCUUCUUUUAAUGCUGCCAAACAUGUCUCCACAUCAUAAAUGGUGAAGUCCAAACAAUAUAAAAUAACAUUUAAAAUUUGUAAAAUUAUUGUACAGAAA